Sorghum bicolor (sorghum) is the source of this 1215-nucleotide messenger RNA. Its product is annotated as cyclic pyranopterin monophosphate synthase, mitochondrial. Lineage: Eukaryota; Viridiplantae; Streptophyta; Magnoliopsida; Poales; Poaceae. Gene Ontology annotation, biological process: Mo-molybdopterin cofactor biosynthetic process. The record is from RefSeq and is a predicted model, not a curated record. The transcript has 3 exons. The coding region runs from base 312 to 989 and encodes 225 amino acids.
UUCUUUGCGGCGGCACGGCCGCGCCCGCACCCGCGUACAUACGCCAGGUCCGUUUCCUCUCCGCUUCGCCACAGCCCACAGGCCGCCGCCAGCCCACCACGCCUCCGCCUCCGCCUCCGCCCCCUCCCGUUCCCACUUCCCAGCUCCUCCGCUCCGCUCUGCUCCCUCUGAGUCUCGUCCUGGAUACGCCAUCGGCGACCUUGAACAAGGCCGGUGCGCAGGCCGUCAAACGACCGAGCGCCCCUCCUCCGACCAACGUCUGACGCUCAACCGGCUGAUCAAAACCAUAGCAACGCUUUGGUGCGCUUAAGAUGUCCAUCCUCCGAUCCUUUCUCCCAAUAGUAGCAAGAUCAAAUGGUUGGAGAUGCUUUUCUACUGGGGUUCCUUCUGAUAUGAUAGCAGAGCUUAAUAAGGAAAUGGAGUCAGUAUUUGGUGAAUCUCCGUCAUCCAGUCCUUUGGGCUCAAGUCCAUCCCAGCAACCAGCUCAACCCAGUUAUGGAGCUGAGGAUUCACAUCUAGUGCUUACCCAUACUGAUAGUAGCGGACAGGCAAAGAUGGUUGAUGUCUCUCCAAAAGAAGACAGUAAGAGAGUCGCUAUAGCUAGCUGCAGGGUCUUGCUAGGCCAAAAGGUGUACAAUUUGGUGGCAUCUAAUGAGAUUGCAAAAGGAGAUGUUCUUACUGUUGCAAAGAUUGCUGGAAUAACUGGUGCAAAGCAAACCAGUAAUCUUAUACCCUUGUGCCACAACAUUAAUCUUUCACAUGUUCGUGUUGAUCUCACUCUCAAUGAAGAGGAUUCUAGUGUCAUGAUAGAAGGGGAAGCCGCUACCAGUGGAAAGACAGGGGUUGAGAUGGAAGCAUUGACUGCUGUAACCAUUGCUGGCCUCACAGUCUAUGACAUGUGCAAAGCUGCUUCAAAGGACAUUUGUAUAACAGAUGUCUGUCUCCAACACAAGUCCGGGGGGAAGAGUGGAAGCUGGUCCAGGAAUUAAAAGCUUCAAUUAUUGCUCUGAGCAUAUGAACUGCAUGCAUGAUUUCGGCAUCAAAUGGAUUUGUAGUCCUUACACCAAAAGGUUUUUAUUCUGCUUUGAGUGUAGGCUCCUUGAAUCUUUUUGAGACAUCAUUUGAGUCUCUGUACUCCUGUGUUGUAGAUACGCUGUUCAAUGACUUUAUAAUAGAUGGCCAUAUCAAUUUAUUUUCAGAUUUAUUGUUGGUUUC